AUGGAUAUCGACGACAUUCUCGCCUCCGUGGACCGCCACGACCCGACCACCCCGGAGUCCACGGCGCUGGACCACCAAUUGCUGACGCGGUUCUGGGUGGCCGAGCGCGGCGUCUCGGAGCUGCUUCCCUGGCCGGGGCCCUUGAUGGACCGCAUGAUGGACCGCGUUCGACGACAGAUCGAAACAAUCGAAGACCUAGCCGCAACCUCCGCCGACCCCCUCCCCAGCACCACCACAAACCUCCAAACCACCCCCACCAACACAACCCUGAACCUCACCCUCUCAAUCCUCCAAACCGACCUCUCCCGCACCCAAUACACCCUCCGCAGCCUCCUCCGCCAGCGUCUCUCCAAACUCACAAAACACAGCAUGCACUACCUCCUCCGCAUCUCCCCCCCCACCACCCAGCAAACCCAAUCCCAAUCCCAAACGGCAGAACCCGACCUCCGCCCGGAAGACUCCAUCCCCAGCGUGGGCCAAGAAACCCCGCACCCGCCUCUCUCGGCCCCGGAGGUGAGAUUCCUGGUGGCGCAUCAGCACCUCCUGGCCAAGCACUACGGGGACGCUUUCCUGGGGUCGUUCCCGCCGCAGCUGCGCCGGUUGGAUGAUAAUGCCGGCGGGACGAGUAUGGUGCAGGGGCCGGAGCUGCGGGAGGUGGUGUUUGUGCGGUGUUUGGUGGAGGAGGUGCGGGUGGUGGUGCCGCCGGGGGAUGGGGUGGAGGAGGUGGUGGUGGGCGGGACGGCCAUGCGGAUGGGGGAUGUUUGGGCGGUAAGGUGGGAGGGGGUGAGGGAUGCGUGGGGCAGGGGGGAGGUGGAGGUUCUUUAG
This is a messenger RNA of Aspergillus aculeatus ATCC 16872, 825 nucleotides long. RefSeq names its product putative GINS DNA replication complex subunit Sld5 (gene sld5). The coding region runs from base 1 to 825 and encodes 274 amino acids. Lineage: Eukaryota; Fungi; Ascomycota; Eurotiomycetes; Eurotiales; Aspergillaceae. Gene Ontology annotation, cellular component: GINS complex. The record is from RefSeq and is a predicted model, not a curated record. Gene Ontology annotation, biological process: double-strand break repair via break-induced replication; DNA-templated DNA replication. The transcript is spliced from 2 exons.